Messenger RNA from Leptopilina boulardi, 1683 nucleotides. RefSeq names its product probable hydroxyacid-oxoacid transhydrogenase, mitochondrial (gene T3dh). Gene Ontology annotation, cellular component: mitochondrion. Gene Ontology annotation, molecular function: alcohol dehydrogenase (NAD+) activity; metal ion binding. Bases 148 to 1569 code for a protein of 473 amino acids. The transcript is spliced from 8 exons. NCBI's taxonomy places the organism in Eukaryota, Metazoa, Arthropoda, Insecta, Hymenoptera, Figitidae. The record is from RefSeq and is a predicted model, not a curated record.
GCCGGUUUCAAGAAUCAAGAGACUACGAGAAGUCAAUUCGACAGUCCUAAGUCCACAAAGAGUUUAUAAAAGUGAUAACUGAGCAGAAUUCCAAAAAGACUGUUCAAAGAAUUUCUUAGACAAAUAAAUUUAUUUUUUUUUACAAUCAUGUUGCCAAGAAGACGUGUCGUUGAUCUACUGCAGAUUAUUUCGUCACAAUCAUGCAAAUGUCCAGCUCAUGGAAAUCCAGGGGGAAAUGGUAUAAUAAAUCAUGGGAAAACUCGUAGCACUACUAGCACUACAGUUCCAACGAAAGAAUAUGCUUUCGAGAUGGCUUGUUCGACUGUUCGCUAUGGAAUUGGAGUAACGAGGGAAUUAGGCAUGGAUGCACAAAAUUUAGGAGCGAAAAAAAUUUGCCUAAUGACAGAUUCAAAUUUAGUGAAAUUAUCACCUGUUAAGAAGGCUCUUGAUAGUCUGACAAAACAUGGAGUAAACGUUGAAAUUUAUGAUAAAGUACGAGUUGAACCAACUGAAGCAAGUCUUCAAGAUGCGAUAGAAUUUGCCCAGAAAGGAAAUUUUGAUGCUUACAUAGCUGUUGGAGGUGGUUCUGUUAUGGAUACAUGCAAAGCUGCAAAUCUCUAUGCAUGUGAUCCAAAAGCAGAUUUUCUAGAUUACGUAAACGCACCAAUUGGAAGGGGUAAGCCAAUAUUGGUUGCAUUGAAACCAUUGAUUGCAGUGCCCACAACUUCCGGUACUGGUUCAGAAACUACUGGUGUUUCUAUUUUUGACUAUAGACCACUUAAGGCAAAAACUGGUAUUGCUAAUAGAGCAUUGAGACCAACUUUGGGUAUAAUAGACCCUGAGCAUACAUUGACACUACCGGAGAAGGUAUGUGCUUAUUCUGGAUUCGAUGUACUUUGUCAUGCACUUGAAUCUUUUACUGCCAUUCCAUACACUGAAAGGACACCGUGCCCAACGAAUCCUAUUUUGAGACCUGCUUAUCAGGGAAGUAAUCCCGUUAGUGAUGUUUGGGCAAGAUUUGCACUUCAAGUAAUGCGAAAAUAUUUUGAACGAGCAGUUUAUAAUUCUGAUGAUCUAGAAGCAAGAAGUAAUAUGCAUUUAGCUAGUACAAUGGCUGGUGUGGGAUUUGGAAAUGCUGGUGUUCAUUUGUGUCACGGUCUUUCCUAUCCCAUUAGUGGGAACGUUCGUAAUUUCCAGCCAAAGGGCUACAGUGAUGAUCAUCCAAUUGUACCUCAUGGACUUUCAGUUGUUAUUUCGGCUCCAGCUGUAUUUUCCUUUACCGGAAGUGCCUGUCCAGAAAGGCAUUUAGAAGCAGCUCAACUUCUUGGUGUCGAUAUCACUAAUGCAAAACGUGAAGAUGCUGGCAAAAUUUUAGCCGACACUGUUAGAGAAUAUAUGAGAAUUAUGAAAGUUGAAAAUGGAUUAGCAGAACUUGGUUUUAAGAAAGAUGAUAUUCCAACUCUUGUUCAAGGAACAUUGCCUCAGCAUCGCAUUACGAAAUUGGCGCCUCGAGAACAAAGUGAAGAAGAUCUCGCAAAACUUUUUGAAAAUUCUUUUCAAAUCUAUUGAAAUUUAAAUAUAGAGAAAUGAAAUUUAUAAAAAAUUAAAUGUAAAUAAUAUUACAAUUAUUUUUAUAUUCUUUGGGAAUUUAUUUUUAUGUUAUUAAAUAAUCAGGAAAUUAUA